CUCUCACCUUGCAGGUGCAGUGCCGGAAGAGCUACCGUGUCGUCUCCUUCCUCUAUUUUAACGCCCAACACCGCCCAUCCUUCAGUCUUCACCGCCCGAGGAAACCAAUAGCAUUCUCCUCUUCGUCUCUCUCGAGAAGCACACACGCACACGCAUCGUUCGAGGUUCUGACCAUGGACAUGGACGCCGCGCAUGGCCACUACCCGUGGCUCAACUUCUCCCUCUCCAACCACUGUGAGAUGGAGGAUGAGGAGCGGGGAGCGGCCGCCGAGCUGGCCGCCAUCGCGGGGGCCGCGCCGCCGCCCAAGCUCGAGGACUUCCUCGGAGGCGGCAACGGGGGAAAUAAUGGCGGCGGCGACCAGGUUGUCUCUGGAGCGACGACCACCGAAGCAGCAGAGAUGUACGACUCGGAGCUCAAGUUCUUGGCCGCCGGAUUCCUCAGCGGCAGCGGCGCAGGAACAACGGCGCCCACCGGGCCGCCCAAGGUCACUCAGGAGGAAGCUGAAGCGAAGCAGCUGAGUCUACCAUCCGUCGCGCCCCCGGCACCAGCAGAGCAGAAGAAGGCCGUCGAGUCCUUCGGCCAGAGGACCUCCAUCUACCGCGGCGUCACGCGGCACCGUUGGACUGGUAGAUACGAGGCGCAUCUGUGGGACAACAGCUGCCGGCGUGAGGGCCAGAGCCGCAAGGGCCGCCAAGUGUACUUGGGUGGCUAUGAUAAAGAGGAGAAGGCAGCUAGGGCUUACGAUCUAGCCGCGUUGAAGUACUGGGGUGCCACCACCACCACCAACUUCCCGGUUGCGGACUAUGAAAAAGAGCUCGAGGAGAUGAAGCACAUGACACGCCAGGAGUUUGUAGCUUCACUUAGGAGGAAGAGUAGCGGAUUCUCCCGUGGCGCUUCGAUAUACAGGGGUGUCACAAGACAUCACCAGCAUGGUCGAUGGCAAGCAAGGAUUGGAAGGGUGGCUGGCAACAAGGACCUCUACCUCGGAACAUUCAGCACGGAGGAGGAAGCCGCAGAAGCCUAUGACAUUGCGGCCAUCAAGUUCCGGGGCCUGAACGCAGUGACCAACUUCGAGAUCGGGAGGUACAACGUGGAGAGCAUCAUCAGCAGCAACCUCCCGAUCGGCAACAUGUCCGGUGGCACAGGCCGGGGCAGCAAAGCCCUGGAGUCCUCCAGCUCCCCCGAUGCCGUCGAAGCCGCGGCACCGCCCUCGCUAACGUUCACUGCGCUCCCCAUGAAGUACGACCCGCAGCAGCAGCAGCAGGACUACCUGUCGUUCCUGGCCCUGCAGCACCAUCAGCAGGGCAACCUGCAGGGGCUCGGCUACGGCCUGUACAGCUCCGGCGUCAACCUCGACUUCGCGAACGCGAAUGGCGGUGGCACUAUGGCGCCCCAUUGCUAUGGCAAUUCCGGUAGCUUCCAUGAUCAACAACAUCAGCACCAGCACGAGGAGCAAGAUCAGCAGGAUCAUCAGUCCCAGAGCUUGUCCAUGCCGUUCGCCACACCAAUGGCGCAUUUCGUCGGCGGGUCCUACGAAAGCUCCGUGACGCCAGGCUCCUUUGGAUACUACCCAAAUGUGGCAGCCUUUCAGACGCCGAUCUUUGGAAUGGAAUGAUUCGGGGGCGGUGGCCAUUCUCUGCGGCAUGCAAAAGAGAAUGAAGGUGGCCUGAUCCUGAUCGAUGAGAUGAAGACUGACGUAGUUUCAGAGUCACACAACAAAGACGUAAAGAGAAGGUAGGUUAUGAUAUGAUCCAAACGUAGGAAGCAGCGUGCAUGCAUGAGACACUGACAGGCCAGAUCGAGAGACAGAUGGCAAGAUCAAUGUGCUAACAAAUGCAGCAAGCAGGGGUAGCUAGAAUUUAUAUUUUCUGAACCUUUUCCCUUUUGUAGCUUUGGUUAUGCUUUUGUCAUCGCUGAGCUUUAGUUGCUUGCUCGCUCCUCGGCUUCUUUUCUAGGCUUUGUCUUUCUGGUGACUGACAUGCCAUCAUAGCUUAGCCAGCCGGCCCAGCCCUGUAGAAUGGAAGCAGAGCAGGAGCCUCUUUGUAGCUUUUGCUCUUUUCUCUCUUUUUUCCCCGUUUUGUUCUUAGCUCGAUCGCUUUAAAUUAGUGCCCCCUGUAUUCCUGGACCAGUGUUGCUCCAGAGUCAGAGUGGAUAUAUAAAUUCUCAGGUUCAUGUUUA
Messenger RNA from Lolium perenne, 2179 nucleotides. Its product is annotated as AP2-like ethylene-responsive transcription factor AIL5. NCBI's taxonomy places the organism in Eukaryota, Viridiplantae, Streptophyta, Magnoliopsida, Poales, Poaceae. The record is from RefSeq and is a predicted model, not a curated record. Gene Ontology annotation, biological process: regulation of DNA-templated transcription. Gene Ontology annotation, molecular function: DNA binding; DNA-binding transcription factor activity.